This is a messenger RNA of Trypanosoma rangeli, 1341 nucleotides long. RefSeq lists its product as uncharacterized. Gene Ontology annotation, molecular function: phosphatidylinositol-3,5-bisphosphate binding; protein binding; phosphatidylinositol-3-phosphate binding. Bases 1 to 1341 code for a protein of 446 amino acids. Lineage: Eukaryota; Euglenozoa; Kinetoplastea; Trypanosomatida; Trypanosomatidae. Gene Ontology annotation, biological process: nucleophagy; autophagy of mitochondrion; protein lipidation. The record is from RefSeq and is a predicted model, not a curated record. The transcript has a single exon. Gene Ontology annotation, cellular component: phagophore assembly site membrane; cytosol; extrinsic component of membrane.
AUGUCGAGUGCCGUUCAAACUAUUGUCACCAGCGUUGAAGGGCGUUUCCUCCUCCUCGGGUGCACCGAUGGUCUCAGGGCGUAUGAUAUCCAACCAACGGGGGUGGUGAAAAAACUAAUUCCAAGUCCUGGCGAGACGCCAGCACCUCGCGGUUGCCGCGCGGUGGGAGGCCCCGUUCGUGCAGCUGCUGUCCUUGGGCAAACCCCACUGCUAGCAUUUGCUCUCGAAGGUGGCGUGGCCCCCGAGUUAGUUUCCGAACAAGCGGUGGAGGGAGCCGUAGUAGGUGGCGAGUCGACCUCAUCUGUAGCAUCGACCUCGCGCGUUCUUUACUUGUACGAUGCGGCUAAGAGUCAGACAAUGGCGGAGCUGCACUUUGAGACCGCAGUUGUGGGAAUUAAGAUGAACGUCCGACGUUUGGUUGUCGCAUUGGUGGAGUGCAUACACGUUUUUGAUCUUACAACGCUGGAGCACCUUGCGGAGUUGCGCACGGCAUCUCCGCCCAAUCCAAAUGGUCUCCUUGUGCUCUCAGAACUGACGACGAACGUCCGUGGCGAAGCCGUCAGUUACUUGGCUUUCCCACAGUCAGACCAGGGCUACGGGGAUGUAUGGGUGGCUCAAAUCGCGGAGACGCAGAUGGACCAUAACGGCGAAUGCAGUGGUAAGGGGAACACCUUUUGUGGAGAGCGGUGCGGUUUUGUUGAGCGCGUGUCUAUUGUGAAGGCACAUCAUCGCGCGGUGGUGUGCCUGGCGAUGACGCGAGACGGCACGAGACUCGCCACCGCCUCUGAACGAGGUACCACUGUGAAGGUCUUUGAACCUUCUUCUGCCCGGUUGUUGUACCAUUUUCGCCGUGGCGUGAAGGUCGCACGGAUGCUUUCUCUCUCGUUUGAUCCAGCCUCUGCUCUGUCGGGGUUGCGGCUUGCUGCUCUGAGUAACCGGGGAACGCUGCAUGUUUUUCGAUGCUCUUCCGCAGGUGGAAGUGAGGUGGUGACCCCGGCGCCAGCCCUAUUAUACACGGGCUUGGAAUUACGGAGCUUUGCCCAGGCGACGGUUGGUAAGGCGUCCGCCGCGUCGUCUGCGCCACCGGGUCUUGGAUUGGACGACAAGACAGGAUGCGAAGUGCAGUGUUGCUUUUUUUCUGAGAAUGAACGUUUUGUAUUUGUCGUGCUCCCGGAGCCGUGUGCGCUGGGGGAGGAUGCCGCUUGUGCACACGAGGAAUGGAGUGGCGGCGCCUCGUUACUGCACGAGCAGAGCGGAGUCGUCACUUCUCGCUGGACGCUGCAGAAGUACCGCAUCCACAUGCACGAGUGCACGCUCGUGGAUUCGUACGUGCUGAACUGA